Molecule: messenger RNA, 3551 nt
Organism: Camelina sativa (false flax)
Lineage: Eukaryota; Viridiplantae; Streptophyta; Magnoliopsida; Brassicales; Brassicaceae
Source: RefSeq, a predicted model, not a curated record
UUUUUUAAUUUCCGCUGAAUUGAACAAAUUACUUUUGGGAAUUUUCGAUUGUUUGAUUUAGGGAUCCGAUUCGCAGUCCGAUUUACCGAAACCCUAAUUUUGAUUUUGUGAUUGUGGGAGACUUAUAAAGGUUCCUUAAGAGACUCCGAUUUCGUCUGAUAAAGUGAUGCAGGUUUUUGGUGUUACAGAUCUGAACAAUGUUUCUUUGCGUGUAUGAUGGAAUUUGAGACCUGGUGGCUUUUGAUUCUGGGUUUUGGUUCGAGGUGGCUUUCAUGGAAAAUAGACUAGGUAACUCUAAUGGAGUGGGAAUUUCGAAGAAAUCCAGGUCCUUAGAUCUUAAGACGCUCUAUAAGUCUAGCAUUUCCAAGGAUUCAGUGAAUAAGAGCUUUAAAAGGAAGAAUAGGUCUGGGGAUGAUGCUGAUCGGUUGAAGCAGGACAAGAAGAGUAGGAAAGUUGUUUCUUUAAGUAGCUUUAAGAAAGUUGAUACCGGAAACGACAACAUUCUGGACAAGGCGUUCAAUGGCACCACCGUAUUGCACAGUUUGGAGGACUCCAAGAUGGGUUUGGACGAGAAAUUGUGUGACACUAGUGGGCUUCAAGGGAUUUCUGUUGGUUUGGCUGGUAGUACGAUUUAUGUUCCUAGACGCAGGAGAGAUUUUGUUGGGAGGAGUAGGUUUGAGAAUGGCCUAGUGCACAAGUCUGCAGGGGAAUCUGAUAGUCAGGAGGAGCUGGUUGAUAAUAAUAUCCCUAAGGAGAUUGGUGAAGAAUCUAGUGCUCAGCAUCAACUCUCUAAUGUUGAAGAGAAAGACUUUGACAAAGAAAUUAAAGAAUCUAAUCCAGCAGCUCAGUUGCAGUUGGAAAAUGGGGAUUCUAAUCAGACUCCAGUGAAAGAUGAUCAGUUGGUUGUUGUUAAACAAAGAAAUAGUAAUAGCAGAAAAAGGAAGUCCUCAACAUCAAACAGACGCGUGGGAAAAGAGGCCAAGUCUUCUCCAGGUGAUACUUCGGGCAGAAUAUCCAAGGUAUCACCACGAGAAGACGAUGAGGAGAAUCUUGAAGCUAAUGCAGCAAGAAUGCUGUCUUCGCGGUUUGAUCCAAACUGCACUCAGUUUCCUUCAAAUUCUGUUACUCCUGGUUCACCAUCUGCCAAUAGAUUGCAUCCAUCAACUUCUGGUAAAAAUUCAGCUAAUCCUCGGUCUGAGUUGCUUAGUUCCAAAUGUGUCUCAGAUGACACUGAUGAUAGAAUGUUGCGACCAAGGAGAAAGCAUGACGAAAAGGGUAAAGUUCGGAAAAGGCGCCACUUUUAUGAAGUAUUGUUUUCAGAUGUGGAUUCAAACUGGUUGUUAAACAAAAAGAUAAAAGUUUUCUGGCCUUUGGAUGAGAGUUGGUAUCAUGGGUUUGUGGAUGGUUUUGAUGGUGACAAGAACCUACAUCAUGUUAAAUAUGAUGAUCGUGAUGAGGAGUGGAUUAACUUACAAGGUGAAAGAUUCAAAAUUCUGUUGUUCCCUACUGAAGUUCCUGGAAAAAAUCAACAGAAAAGGCGUGGUUCAGGGUCCAAGUCUACUCUGAAAAUAAAAGGGAAUGAUACAUCCAGCAAAGAUGAGGAGAAGCAGAAAGGAAAUCUAGAAGAUGAUAGUUGCAUGGAAUCAGAACCAAUCAUCACAUGGUUAACUCGAUCUAGGCAUCGGGACAAAUCUUCCACUCCUAAGGCUGUACAAAAACCGAAAAAAUCGGAAGUAAUGACAGCUUUGGAAACUGCGAAAAUGGAUGGGGAUGUUGUUAGAGACGCUGCAGGACACACAGAUAGAUCUACUAGUUCUCCUGCAUCAUGUGAAUCACCUGGAACAAGUAGGAACGAGUUGGAAAGCUCUGGUUUUCGUAAUGGUAGCAUAUUUCCUAUUGUCUACUGUAGGAGACGACUUCAUACAGUAAAAAAAGGAAUCUACAAGGGGUCAGCUGAGAAUAAUGUUGAGGUUUUGAAGCACCUUCAUGUAUUACGAACUCCGGAUCCUGAUAUUGAGUUUAUGCCUAUUGAAGAUUCGGGGGAUCUGGAACUUUAUUGUCCAUGGAAUGACACAGAGCAAUUUGAGUUGUCCCUCAGCCAACAGGUUGUGUCCUUGAUGAAGUACUCUCUUAUGACGGAUGUUGACUGGCUUUCACGUGUUAAUCUUUCGCUUCGUCAUGGUACACUUGUGACUUUGUGGCCAAGGGUUUGUUUGGAAAUGAUAUUCCUAAAUAACAACGAUGGUUUAGAAUAUCUUAUUUUCGAAGGCUGCUUAAUGGAAGUUGUUCAAUUGAUUUUCCGUAUCUUGAUGGUAGUAGAUCAUACUAAUAAGGAAGGAGCACAAGCAACGGAUGCUGACUUGCAGUUGCCAGUUUUCUCAAUUGGUCUCCAAGUUUCUNGUAGAUUGCAUCCAUCAACUUCUGGUAAAACUUCAGUUCAUCCUCGGUCUGAGUUGCUUAGUUCCAAAUGUAUCUCAGAUGACACUGAUGAUAGAAUGUUGCGACCAAGGAGAAAGCAUGAUGAAAAGGGUAAAGUUCGGAAAAGGCGCCACUUUUAUGAAGUAUUGUUUUCAGAUGUGGAUUCAAACUGGUUGUUAAACAAAAAGAUAAAAGUUUUCUGGCCUUUGGAUGAGAGUUGGUAUCAUGGGUUUGUGGAUGGUUUUGAUGGUGACAAGAACCUGCAUCAUGUUAAAUAUGAUGAUCGUGAUGAGGAGUGGAUUAACUUACAAGGUGAAAGAUUCAAAAUUCUGUUGUUCCCUACUGAACCACCUCUGUGGGAAAAAUACCAACGAGAGCUCAAAGACUGGGAGUUGGUUAUGAGCAAAGCAAACACACAAAAUACCUGUGGGUUACAGAAGAAACAGUCACUUAUUGAGAAGCCAGCGAUGUUUGCUUUCUGUUUUAAGCCUCGAGGCUUGGAAGUCAAACACAGGGGAACGAAACACAGGUCACAGAAGAAACUCUCGGUUUAUGCUCAACAUAGUUCUGCUUUGGGAGAUUAUGAUGUUUAUAAUUCGUCAGGAAGAAGAUCUCUUGGUUUUGCAUCUGGAGAUGGGAGGUUUUUAUAUUCAAAUCAAAGCUCUGAGCACGUGAAUGAAUAUCCUAUGCAUCCUGUAUAUCCGGGAACAUAUUCCCCCCGUGAACUAGGCAUGGGAUAUUUCUCGAGCGGUAGAAAUGGAUAUCAUAGGAAUCACCAAAACAAGUUGCAAAGAAUCAAUGGGAAGAGGAACACUAGUGAACGAUGGGAUGCAGGCUAUUCUGAAUGGCCCAGUUCCAAUCAUCUCUGUUACUCCAACGGAUCUCAGCGUCUUGAUCUGGAAGAAUUACAGAAUAGUACAGACAUUGAUGAGUACAAACUGCGAGAUGCUGCUGGUGCUGCAAGGCGUGCAUGCGCUUUGGCAAAGCUCAAGCGAGAAAGAGCGGAGAAUUUGCGGUACAAAGCAGAUCUAGCGAUCCAGAAAGCUGCAGCUGCUCUCAUGUGUGCAGAGGCAGUUAAAGCUUCUUCUGUGGACCUAAGCAACAAUGUGUUAGAAAGCUCAAGCGAAGGAUGA